UCGGCAGCAUGAAGCUGAGAUCACACGUUCACUUCCUGUGCCGAUAAGAUGCGGUACGUUCAGCUGGCUAAGCAAACAACAAGCGCAGCUGCGUUUUUGUUUUAUAGCUUAAAAUGCAUUACUCUUACAGCAUAAUCUGGUUGAAGUUGCGUAAUGGAGUCCAAGAAAAUUUGGCUGAUGAUCGGCAUAAUUGCCAUCGUUGCCGUAAUCCUUGCUGUAACGCUGGGUUUGGUUUUCGGCUUGCAGACGGAUGAUACAUCCAGUAAUAAUGACGUUCUGGACGACAAGAUCAGUCAGGAUGCAGAAUUUCCUAACGGCAGUUACAUUAAAUCAGUUGAUAACUUUGCCUCGGGUCCCGUGGAAGCGGCCCCAAAAAAUUUAUCUGCCGAUGAUUUAAGUAGUUUUGGCGUUCGCGUGGAAGACUCAUCAUUUGUUGCUGAGACUGGACGAAAACACUUCUUUUACAUUUGGCUACCGCCCAUGGAUACAAGACGAAGCAAAAGGGAUACCUCCGAUGCCCAAGAUGGUUUAGCAAUUCGUUUUGGGAAUGCCCAAAAUCUGAAUGUCGUACCAGUGGCGCUAGCCGACGUUCCCCAAUCCGGAGUACGGAAGAUAACCGGCGGAGUCGGUAGUGGCACGCUGUAUGAAAUACAGGCCCGCAUGCCGGAAUCGCUUUGUCAACAAGCCGGUGUCAGUUCUUGUACAACGGUUAACUGGACACCGUACAGAACAACAGGAACUUCGGCAUCGGCUGGCUCAGGGAAUGCGCUAGCGGUUUCCUGUGGGUCACAGUGUGAUACGGAUCCCAAUUCGGCAUGUGCCACUUCUUGUAGUACGUGCGACGCAGGCGGCACUGUCGACGGCGCAGAUACACCGGUGACUCGCCGGUACAACGUGGGCACAACUUCCGGAAGUUUUAAAUUUUAUUAUAAAACCUUUAAUAUCAAGGAUCGGGUAGCUGUGAUAUACGAAAACCAUAUUAUCCAUGAUACCGGUUGUGUCGGCGAAGAGCAAACCGUCACUGUUACAUUCAGCGGUCAAUCUUCGGAGGUGCGCGUCGACGUCGAACCCAACUGUGCAGGCACAACUGGUACCGCAUGGAACUUCCGGUUGGCCUGUCCCGAAGCAUGUGCGAACGGAGAAAGCCGCGUACGGCUGAUGAACGGUGGCCGAGAAAUUACCAGCGGAGGUGUGGUGUACAUCAGUAAAGACGCCGAAACGCCGUCUCUUGCGGCGUACUACUGCAAUAAUAACCAGCGCAUCGACUGGCAGCUGAAAUUGGAUGCCUUUUCGCACACUACUGGCAAAGUGUUCUGCACCGAAACAACGCUUACUAGUCAGAAGAAUCCUUGGACAAGCAUACUAUCGAGUUCGGGAAUACGUGGAGGGCGCGCGACACUGACAUGGACCGACGCCGCCGGUGUCACUGGUUCAAUCACCUUCUCCAUUGCCGGCACCCAACCUCCAACUGCCGAAAUCCGGAAUCUCAUAGUGACUGCUUCCGGAAAUUUGUGGUAUCCUCCAUAUGUUGCUGAGCAUGAGAGUGGUCUACGCCAGUUCGUCAGUGGACAGCCGUUAAUAUCAUCGGAUAACGGUGUCGGAAUUUUCCAGCUUACCAAUCCCGUGCCAACCUGCGAGCAAGUAUGGAGCUGGAAGGCCAACGUACAUGCUGGUGUUCAGUGGCUUAACGCGAAACAACGCGAUGCAAACCAGUGGAUGCAACGCCAGCGCCAGCAAGCUCUCGCUGAAAUGGGCCGCAAUGUGCCGGUGCCAGAUCGUACAGAGGCUAACUGCCAGUUUAGCGACGGGACGACCCGUACGAUCAACGAUGCGGUAGCGAUGAAGAUGUUCAAUGGGGCUAGCGGUGGUAAUUAUGCCGCCUGGGAUAACGGUAAAGGGAAGUGGAAAUUCAAUCCCAUGAACGACUUACCGAAACCGUUCAACUAUGUUAACCGAGUUUGUCAACUCGUUCGCUAAUAAAAUUCUUGUUAUUCCGAUGAA
Paramacrobiotus metropolitanus is the source of this 2001-nucleotide messenger RNA. RefSeq lists its product as uncharacterized. The record is from RefSeq and is a predicted model, not a curated record. NCBI's taxonomy places the organism in Eukaryota, Metazoa, Tardigrada, Eutardigrada, Parachela, Macrobiotidae. Bases 154 to 1977 code for a protein of 607 amino acids. The transcript has 3 exons.